This is a messenger RNA of Elephantulus edwardii (Cape elephant shrew), 3513 nucleotides long. RefSeq names its product partner and localizer of BRCA2 (gene PALB2). Gene Ontology annotation, molecular function: DNA binding; protein binding. The record is from RefSeq and is a predicted model, not a curated record. NCBI's taxonomy places the organism in Eukaryota, Metazoa, Chordata, Mammalia, Macroscelidea, Macroscelididae. Bases 1 to 3513 code for a protein of 1170 amino acids. Gene Ontology annotation, cellular component: nucleoplasm. Gene Ontology annotation, biological process: double-strand break repair via homologous recombination. The transcript is spliced from 13 exons.
AUGGACGAGCCUUCCGGAAAGCCCCUCAGCUGUGAGGAGAAGGAAAAGUUGAAGCAAAAACUAGCAUUCCUGAAAAAGGAGUACAGCAAGACACUAGCCCGCCUUCAGCGUGCACAGAGAGCUGAGAAGGUUAAGAAUUCUGCUAAGAAAACAGAACAUCAAAAUCACUUGCUCCAGCAGGAAAAUUCCCCACAGCUAAACCUCUCAGACGUUGAAAAGAAAAUAAAUUCUUGUGACAGAUUACAACUCAGCACGCAUAUUGAUGAAGAAAGUGGAGAAAAGACAUGUGUCACACUUGAUCUCCAGCCUGAGUCCUUAAAGGCUUUUGCUAGCCCAGUGGAAGAAAUACAGCUACAAAGAACAGAUGACUUUCUAGAACAUUUUCCAUGCAAGGUCAUCCAUGCUGAUGACGAGAAAAGGCACGGUCCACUGCCAGAGAGAAAAAAGCAACGGCAGAAGGGAACUUUUCUUUCUCAGGACAGAGACUCUGUCAGUGACUCUGAUUCACUCUUGCUUUCUGGUAAAAGAUUAAAAGAACAGGAAAAAGUUAAUAAUAGAGAAACUCUUAAGGAACCACAAUAUGAAAUAAGAACUCACUUUCCUAGUCCUAAGCCUGAGAUUCCAGAUUCAUUGGGACUAGUUUCAGAAACUAAUGGAAAAACUGUAUUGAUCCCACUAGCUGCCAAACCAGAAAGAGGGAUUGAUGAUCUGUUAAAAGGAAAUAAUAGUGUCUUGAGGGUGACCCCAGUUCAUUUGUCUGUGCCCUCAGAGACCAGUAGGAGGCAGCAGCUUGAAGACAUGCCUCCUGAUGUUGACUUUGCACUUAGCACCAUGAAUGCUACUUCACAUGAAAACUUAGAGGCCCAAGGGGAAGUCGUCUUUAGAGAUAACUCUAUGGUAAAUAAAGAUAUAAAGGAAAGUCACCAGCUCUCUAGACAGCCUAAUUUAGUGGUAGAUAAUUCAUGUAUUGUAAAUGAACUCACUCACCGUAACAUAUCAGCACGUGAAAGCCAAAACAUGGAAGAACAGAAUCACACUGAGAAGUCCUUAAAAUCUAGUAAUAUACUUGCUGAUAGGAAGGAAAGUCUUCCAGAGACUGAGGAUCCAAGUCAACUGGAGCGAUUGAGCCUAGAACCAAGCUCUCUUGUUCCUUCAGAGAAUCACGCACAGUCUAAUACAGCGCCCAGUGGUCUUCUUUUUCCUGCAGAAUAUUACGUCAGAACAACGCGAAGCAUGUCAAAGCACCAGAAGAAGCUAGCCCUGGAAGCUGCAGUUCAGAGUCACCUGGGUGGUAGGAAGAAAGAAUUUAAAAAUAAAGAUGCAACUAAACAUUUAAACUUUUCCAGUGAAGAACCUGAUCAAAGUAAGGUUGGGAUGUGUGACACUCGAACUAGAAAACCACUUCCAAAGAAUCCUCCUCGGAAGUUCCUCUCAUCGACGGAGGUCAGCUGUCCCUUUGGGUUUGCACAAGAUACCAGCUUUACUAGGAAGUCAGUUACCCAGCCAUCUGGCCAACAAGACCAAGGAAAAAGAAAACCCAUCUGUCCCACAGCGUUGGAUGAUCCUGACCUUAUUUUCCCAACUUUUGGUACAUCAGAUAUUAAGAGAUCCAAAAAAGUCACCUCACACAGAAAGCAAAAUGAAAAAGCAUUUUUUCCUAUUUUAGGGAAGAAGAAUCAUUGUCACAAGAAUUCCCUUUGUUCCAGAAGAAAUGCUUCUAACUUAACUUUGAAUCAUGAAGCUUUCACUCCUCCAUUUAAUAAGAAUGAAAUGCCAAGUUUAAAGCAACUGUCAUCUUUUUUCAAAACCGCAGAUUUUCAGUUACCUGAUGAAGACUUUGGACCUCUUAAGCUUAAAAAACUGAACUCCCACUCAGAAAAAAUGAUUGCACCUCUUCAAUCAAAAAUGUGUGUAAAGAAGUAUGUGAAAGAGAGAGAGUGUCCUGUUUCGAAGGAAUUGAAUCCUAAAGAAACAGAUGAAGAAAAAGAGGCCAUUGUUGUGCCAGAAAAAGCACAUCCUGAAUUAUCAAACCCAGAAAACCAGCGUGAGAAGAAGUUUCUUUCUUCAUCCAUGUUGCUUUUUACUCCUUUAAAUACUGUUGCACUUGAUAAUGACAGACCUUCACCUGGCAUCUGUUCACCUGCUUUCCCCAUCUUGGGCACCACACCAGCCUUUGACUCCCAAGCACACUCUGAAAAUGUAUCUUCACAGAUUGUUGGAGAUACUGGCUGUACACCCCAGCUUUCUCAUUUGAACAAAAGGGCCCGUCUGGCUAGAGAUGAUAAACAAUGUAACAGUUCUGUCAGUCCCUUGAAAUGGGAUAAGAGCCUUCAUGGAUUAGACAGGAAAGGACCCCCAGACUGUGACCAUGACUCAUGUUCCCCUCUCCCUGUGCAAUCAUUCACACCCCCAGGAAACCAGCUACAUGGAAGUACAUGCCUGGAGCUAUAUACAGAUACACUUGAACAGACUGAAAUAGCAGACCCUCCUGCUUUGAGUAACUUAAGCCCAGGCAGCCUACAGUUGGUUUCAAAGUUAAAGAAUCCUUCAGGCUCCUGCUCUGUGGAUGUGAGUACCAUGUGGUGGGAAACAGCCGGUUGUAAAGAGCCGUGCAUCAUAACUGCUUGUGAAGAUGCUGUUUCUCUUUGGAAGCCUCUAGAUACUUGGCAGUGGGAAAAAGUUUAUACCUGGCACUUUACAGAGAUACCAGUGUUACAAAUCAUUUCAGUGCCUGAUGUUUGCAGUCUUGUGUGUGUAGCUUUGGGAAAUUUGGAAAUUAGAGAAAUCAGGGCAUUGCUUUGUUCCACUGAUGAUGAAAGUGAAAAGCAGUUGCUGCUGAAAUCUGGACACAUCAAUGCUGUGCUUGGCCUGACUCAGAGGAGGCUGGUCAGUAGCAGUAGGACACUCUUUGAUCAGCAAAUAGAAAUCCUGACAUUUGCCGAAGAUGGAGGAAACAAAGAAAAACAGUUCCUGAUGCCCCCUGACGAGACUGUACUAGCUUUUGCCGAGGUCCAUGGAAUGCAGGAAGCACUGCUUGGUACCACUCUGAUGAACAACAUUGUUCUUUGGAAUUUGAAAACCGGUCAGCUCCUGAAAAAGAUGCAGGUGGAUGAUUCCUACCAGGCCUCGAUCUGCCACAAAGCCUAUUCUGAAAUGGGGCUCUUGUUUGUUGUUCUGAGCCGGCCGUGUGCCAAUGAGAGAGAGUGGCUGGGCAGCCCUGUGUUUCAGCUGAUCGUCGUUAACCCCAAGACGGCCCUGAGUGUGGGCAUGAUGCUCUACUGUCUUCCUCACGGGCAGACCGGCAGGUUCCUAGAAGGUGAUGUGAAAGAUAAUUUUGCAGCUGCAGUAUUGACUUCUGGAACGAUUGCCACUUGGGACUUGCUUCUGGGACAUUGCACUGCCCUCCUUCCACCCAUCUCUGAACAAAACUGGUGCUUUGUUAAGUGGUCAGAUACAGACUUUCAUUUGCUGGCUGGACAGAAGGAUGGAAGUGUAUUUGUAUAUCGCUACUAA